This is a messenger RNA of Acanthosepion pharaonis, 708 nucleotides long. Lineage: Eukaryota; Metazoa; Mollusca; Cephalopoda; Sepiida; Sepiidae. The record is from the annotation of a GenBank genome assembly.
AUGCCUAUCAAAAUUUCCUCGAAUCUAUCUAUCUAUCUAUCUAUCUAUCUAUCUAUCUAUCUUAGUUUAUUCAUAUCUAUCUAUCUAUCUAUUUAUCACAGUCUGUUCAUGACUGUCUGUCUAUUUCAUUUGUUCAUAUCUAUCUAUCUAUCUCAGCCUGAUCAUAUCUAUCUCUCUAUCUUAGUCUGCUCAUAUCUAUGUCUGACCUCAUAUCUAUCUAUCUAUCUAUCUAUCUAUCUAUCUAUCUAUCUAUCAUUUGUUCAUAUCUAUCUAUCUAUCUAUCUAUCUAUCUAUCUAAGUCUGUUAAUAUCUAUCUAUUUAUUACAGUCUGUUCAUGUCUAUCUGUCUAUCUCAGUCUGCUCAUAUCUAUCUGUGACGUUAUAUCUAUCUAUCUAUCUAUCUAUCUAUCUAUCUAUCUAUCUAUCUCAGUCUGAUCAUAUCUAUCUCUCUAUCUUCGAAUAUUUCAGUCUGCUCAUAUCUAUCUGUGACCUUAUAUCUAUCUAUCUAUCUAUCUAUCUAUCUAUCUCAGUUUCUCCAUAUCUAUCUAUCUAUCUAUCUAUUGAUUUGAAGUACUUUUCAUUGGAUCAAAGCAAGCGUUCCUCCUGGUGCCAAUGUUUGGAACUACGAGUUUCUCGUGAAAGGAUUGAUGUGAAAAAGUUACGCCUGUACGAACCGGAUGAUCAAGGAAUGGAAUGCUUUCUCUUGUGA